Scylla paramamosain (green mud crab) is the source of this 9305-nucleotide messenger RNA. RefSeq names its product mucin-2-like. Gene Ontology annotation, molecular function: protein binding; serine-type endopeptidase activity. The record is from RefSeq and is a predicted model, not a curated record. Bases 1524 to 7355 code for a protein of 1943 amino acids. Gene Ontology annotation, biological process: proteolysis. NCBI's taxonomy places the organism in Eukaryota, Metazoa, Arthropoda, Malacostraca, Decapoda, Portunidae. The transcript has 19 exons.
AGUCAACCAAAGCUGCAUGACCUCUUUGUCCCGCCGCCACCUCGGGCAUGAGGGCGUUCGGGAGGGAAGGAAUAACCUGACUCACUGACUCACUCCUCCUCUUAGACCCAAACCUGGUACUCGCGCUCCUCUCGUGUCUUCAGUCGAGCUCUGGCAGGAAAAUUGGAUUCGGUAUUUGCCUUCCUGUAAUUUUUGCAAGAGAAGGAUGUUGGAGAGAUUACAGGCUUACUUCGUUGUUUUAGAUAUUGGGGUGAAUGUCCACGUGUGUGUGUGUGUGCGUGUGUGUGUGUGUGUGUGUGUGUGUGGGUGUGUGUCUGUGAUGGGUGGUGGCACUCUUAGUUCCGCUGUGGUGGUGACUGGAGUGAUGCUUUACUAAGAAAUCACCGCCCUCCGACACGUACUUUUGCUUUUUAACGCGUUGAGUGGCUGUCACGCCCUUGCGGGGGCGGCGAGGUGGGCGGCGCUCGGUGAUAGCGGCGGUGGAGGUGGUGGUGGUUGCGGUGGUGGUGGUGUCAGCGCGGGGCGGGCGGCGCAUAGCUGAGUCUCAUACCUGGUCAGUCUUCCUCGGUUAGCCAGUGCGGGCGGGCGCGUCUCUCCUCGCCGCCUUUCGCUCGCCUCGAACAUCAACCCUUAUUUUCGACUACCAGGCUCGCGGGCGACGGUGACAGCCCUCCAGCGUGAGGCGCCGGGGAGGACCAGGACCUGAGGAGCAAAUCAGAACAUUGUAAACAGUGAAAUGCUCCACAAAACUUAGUUAUUUGUGAUUCUCGUGAACAUUGUCCUCCUGUGUGCCGAGGGUGACCGCUGCCAAGUUGAGUCUCGCGCAAGGUUAUAAGGACAGUGAGGCGGUGUGUCCCUGUUCCUCCCGCUUCUCGUGUCGCUGCCUCUCUCAGCCUGUGACACGAUCCCAGCCCCUCAGCGCUUCCAGCACACGCCUUCAGUUUAAGAUCGUGAGACUCAGAAGCGAUUCAAAACCAACUUGUGUAAUAGAAAAUAAGAAAAAAAGGGCGUCCCGAGGAAAUGCUGGCGGUGUUCGUGUUGGGUAAUCGGUGGAAGAGGGUCCAGGACAAAAACUGCCAGAACAAUACUCCUCCUCACAAUGGACAUUAGCUAUUGAGAGCACCGAGAAAGACAGACAGACACAGAAAGAUUGCAAGCAUGUAAAAAUGUCACACCCAACAAUGAUGCCAAGGAAACAACAAUGUGGGAAAGAGAACAUUGAUUACAUUGACCAUAACCUUUUAAAAACUUGGUGAUUUCAACAAAGAAGUAGCAAGUAAUCCAAAUCCUGCUUGUGUGCCACUGGAGAUUUCAACAACAAACCAGUGAUCAGAGCCCAAAGUCCUCACUGGGGAUUUCAACGCGGUAUCAGCAAGUGAUCAAGCAACAGCAAGGAAAUGACGCGCUAAAAAUAACCCAACCCACCACGAGAUAAGGCCAAGACGUAAGAAACUCGCCUAAAUUCACUGCAAAAAAAACCUCGGUGACUUGAAAAGGGAAGCGUUGAGGAGACCAGGGGCGGGAUGAUGAGCCGUGUGAAGAGAGCUCUGGGCCACUCCUAUGAUGUAAACGACCGCCCCUCCUGGUCCUCGGCCGCCGACCCGGAGAUGCGUCCCUCCCAUACCCACAGCCGCCCCAAGGAGCGCGCUGGGGGCCGGGGCGAGGAGCAGGACCACGUUGAUACUGUGAGUCUGUCCUCCUGGAAGAGUGUUAGGGCCUGCAAGGUGCAUCGAGGGAGGAACACAAAGACACAGACACAUAAGGCAGUUUCUUCUCUUCCUGGGGUGAGUGAGGCUGCAGAUGGCGUCUCCUUCCUGCGAGGUACCACCACCACCACCGCGGCCUCAGACUUCACUCCCUACGGCUAUGUGUCCAGGCCAGGCUCCACCCCGCUCAGCUACAGUCUGUGGGGAUCGAGUGCGUCCACCACCACGUCGGAGGAGUCUUACCGCCGCCACUUCAGCCGCAGCCUGUGUCGCGUGGUGUUCGGGUGUGCUGUACUGCUUGUCAUUCUCGCCGUGUUGGGCAUCGUGGGCAUCGCUGUGUAUCUCGGAGUCAUGACGAGUGAGGACGAAGCUAUUAAAUAUGAGAUGCGUUACUCCGGGGAGCUCCUGGUGACCCGAGGCGACUCUUGGGUGCCCGAUCUGGCGGUGCCCGAGUCCCCGGCGUUCAGAGCAAAGGCUACGAAGUACGAGAAGAUGCUAAGGACAGUGUACGGCAGAAGCUUCCUGAAGGAUUCUCUGCGUUCCGUGAAGGUAACUCGCUUCCACCGCAAUGCUCUGGAGGGGAAUCGGGGCCUUCAUCUGUUCUUCCACCUCUCCCUCGACCGCCGGAAGAUGCCCAGCCACGUGGACAACACAGAGGCAGCGGUACAAGACGUGCUUCUUCAGGAGCUCAUGAGUCUCGAACCAGUAGCUUUCCAGAGCGUCGCUGUGGACAUUGACUCUCUCAGACUAGCACGGGAAACAGAGACUGGGGAGCAGGCGGCGGGGGGCGGCGUGUCUGUGCCCCUGCCCCGGGAGGAUCAGGUGCAGGUCAUCCAGGUGGGGGGCACGCAGAGGGCCCCUGGCGGAAAGAUCAUGGUCGUCAAGCCGGUCGCGGAGCAGGAGGAAGAGACGCCUACAAGCACCGUGGCCAAUCUUAUCUAUCAGUUUGGUCCCUGGAGGCCUGUCAACCCCUUCGGUCCGCCCCUCAUCGCUCGGCCCCCUGCCCCGCGCCCCCUCAGCGAGCCCGACAGGAGUCCCCAGCAGCCCCCAGGCGUGGUGCUUUCUCCUCCAGGCCUGUCCUCGCUGCAGUAUUCCUCAACCUACAGGGAGAGGCCCUUCCACUCAGCCACCACAGCCACGAGGCCACCCACUACCACUACUACUCCUACCACCACCACCACCACUACUACUACUACUGCUACUACUACUCCUUCUACCACAACUACACCACCAACAACCACCACUUCAUCCACGACAACCACAUCCCCCACCACCACCACCACCCCUACCACCAACACCACCACCACUACAACCGCCACCACAGCCGGGGCGGAGGUCAGCACGCCGCCGAGCCGCCUCAGUGACCGUGAGGGCCUCGCGGCUGCCGGCGGCCUAAGGACUACCACCAAGAGGAACCUGUCACAGGAAGACCUCCACGCCUACCUCGCCGAGUUGUUGGCCAUCACCACCCCGCGCCCUCAGCCCCCCUCACCCUCUCCUCCCCCACAGCCCCUCCCGCCUUAUCCCAACCCCCCAGUGAUGGUCACAAUUCCUCCGUACGUGUCCUCAAGCGAGGCGCCGAGACGCCCGGAGGUUCCGAACCCCGAGGACCGUCUCGUGACCUUCCAGAGUAUCUUGGACGACCACCAGCCGCCAGAGGUGCCUCUCCGGGACGCCGCCGCCACCACUGCCUCCCCACACGCCCCUGACGCUCACGUAACCUCUUACUCCGGAGUGCGGGAACCCGUGCCGCCCCGCCCGCCAAUCUUCAGGUUUCCCUUGGACAAAUUCCGGUUCCCCGCCAGACCCCCCACCUUGCCCCCCACCACGCGGCCGCCCCCUAGCAUCUGGGACAUGCUCACCACCCGCAAGCCUCUCAUCCUGAACACUGAGCUGGUCACCACCACCAGCACUGAUGUCCAGUUCGGGUUGCCCGGCUUAGCAGCGGGCCAUACCAGCGCCGCGGAAAGUGCGGUCACCCGCCGCCCCGUGUACCGCCCGACCAGCAGCUCCCUGGCGCCAGUGUACCGCCCCACUACGGAGGCGCCGCGCCUGGGUCCCUUGCACCAGAGCAACGGCGCGCCGGAGUCCCUCAGGGAGUUCUCGGAGGGCAGCAACUACGUGACCGUGCCUGUGAUCUCCGGGACCAGCGUGCGCUACAUGGUGGUCAACAAGACGCGGCCCAACUAUCCCAACGUGGUCAUUGUUAACCUACAAACCACGCCCGAGGACGCCGAGGAAGCCGAGGGCACCGAGGGCACCGAGGACACAACCACUACGCCCAGGACCCCGACGCGUGGGGAGUCCCGCCAGUUCAAAUCAAGGUUCCUGGAAGACGCGUUCAAGGCAAUCCUGCAGAAGACGAAUUACUGGGGCGUGGAUGAGCCUCCCGAAGGUGACACUUUUUUCAAGAGGCGAGGCAGACCAGUAGACAUGGACGCCCCGGACCCUUCUGCACCCGUGCUGGAAGACGACGCCUUGGACUCAGUCUCGCUGUGGACUUUCCUGCGGAACUUGAGCGACGUGUACCUCUCUGACCCGGCGGUGACGCAGCAGCUAAGGGAAUUUGAAGAAGCGGCACUGGCAGCUGCGCAGCAGGAAGGAGAGGAGGCCAGCCAAGCACCUCUCACCUCCCCUUCACCAGAAGCGACGUCCACCUCCACGGGAAGGCCGAUCCUCCGAUACCUUCAGAAUUACGGCGGUCACGACAGCCUGAUUCGCCCCUCCGCCACAGAGACAAACACCACUUCACCGCGAUCAGACUAUAGAUACAUUCCUCUCCGCUCAGGGGGACUUAGGCAACAGCAGCAGCAGCAGCCAGGACUCUUCACGCCUUACAUAGGCACGCCCUUGAGGCACAGACCGGUGAUGGUGGAGCUGCCCAACAUGCCCCCCAGCCCUGCCACGCCCCCGAGACCAAGCUUUCCCUUCCACCUGCCUGCCGCAGAGCCCUACACGACGCUGUUCGUGACCGGCGCGGACAGCUCGUCCCUGCCACAGAUCAUCAGCAUCUCCAGCAGAUCACCGGGUUCGGGGGGCGCCACCACCAACUCCCCCAUCCACACCUUCGUGCUCAAGGACGGCCAGACCAUGGAGGAGCUGCUGCAGGAAAUCUUCGACACCAUAUCCCUGGAGGAGGAGAACGAGACUUAUUCAUCCACCGAGCCGCCCUCCACGACCAACACACAGACCACCGCCUCGGACGCCUUGCUGCAGACCACGCGAGACGAGAUCCUGCAGUCAAUUAAUCGAAUCCUCUACAGGCAUUUGUAUUUUAUGACCACUACCACCACUACAACCACCACUAUGUUGCCCUUCACCAUCCCCUCCUCCACCACCGCGAGGAGCAUGGAGGAGCCAGCUGAAGACACCAGCCAAUCCCCCUCUGAAGAUGACAGUGUUCCAGUGUUGUUUUUCAUCACCAGAGCACCGGACACCUCCACCACUACGACCCCGGCCACCACCCCCACCUCCACCUCUUCUACCACACACCGGCCCCUCCCACCCCGUCCCUCCAGACCCUCAGUGGUGGGGAAGCCUCCUUACUUCCACCUGGGGACUCCAAGACCUUCCUAUUUCACUCUCCGCCCCACGAGACCAGCAUCAUCACCACCCACCACCACCACUGAAACCCCGACUACUUCCACGACUCACAAUUACGACCUAGAGCUGUUUCCGGUCAUGACGCGGCCCAUGUCUCCGGUACGACCCCCGACGACCGCAGUCUCGCCCACAACAACGACCUCCCUGCCGCCCACGAAGGAUUCCUAUGAGAUUCUUGACGACGGCGAGAACGAAAUCAAGACGACAGUGGUGGGGGCGGGAAUGGGACCGCAGGUGGAGGAGCGAACGGAGACUUCAGUGGAUGUGUCGUACAGUGUCCACAGCGGCACCACGGAGCACUUCGUCAAGAAUCAAACGAGGCCCACCCUGUGUCCCAGCCAGUCCCAGUUCCGGUGUAACGGAGGCGAGUGCAUCUCGGAGUUCUCGCGGUGUAAUUUGGUGCAGGACUGUCGCGACAACUCGGACGAGGAGAACUGCACCUGCGCCGACUUCCUCAGGAGCAAAUUCCUUAACCGCAAGAUCUGUGACGGUAUCGUGGACUGCUGGGACCACUCCGACGAGACCGACUGUGAGUGGUGCCAGCCCGGCCAGUUUAUCUGCUCGGGGUCCAACCAGUGCAUUGACCAGACCAAAGUUUGCGACGGCCGCCCUGACUGCAUCUCCGGCGAGGACGAGAAGACCUGCGUCACUAUCGCCCCAGACAUGCACGCCGCGGACUCCCUCAGCUACUACAACGAAGGUUACCUCAUGGUGCGGAAGAAUGGUGCGUGGGGCAAACUGUGCCUGGAGAACUUCGAGCGCGUCACCUCCCGCGCCGCCGCCCACUGGACGGUCAGUGACCUCGGCCAGGCGGUCUGCAGGACUCUCACCUUUAGUGACUUCAGUCGAGUCGAGCGGCAAGUGGAUCCGACCCCUGUGGCACGCCCUGACCCGCUCCUGCCCCCGGGUUACCGCAAGGGGAUCUACCGUCCUGACCUGUCCCACAACGCCACCGCCAAGCCCACCUACUACAAAAUCCACCUCACUAACUCCUUAGCCUAUCCCUCCCGCGCCCGCUCCUUCGCCACCCCUGAAGAAGGAAGCGCCCCUGGUAACGAUCUCACGCUGUCUCUAGAGUUCGAGGAGACCCGCUGCCCGAAGAGGGACGUCCUGCAAGUGUCCUGUCAGAGUCUGCAGUGUGGCAUGAGACCCCGAGCAGUCAGUCACCGUGCCAGGAUCGUGGGUGGCAGCAACAGCGGGCCGGGUUCAUGGCCUUGGCACGCGGCGCUGUACAGAGAGGGCGAGUACCAAUGUGGCGGCACCCUUAUCAACCCUAAUUGGCUGCUCUCCGCCGGUCACUGCUUCUAUAGCGCCACGGAUAAGUACUGGGUGGCGCGCCUUGGAGCUCUGAGACGAGGCACCAAGUUCCCAUCGCCCUACGAGCAAACGCGACACAUAACACACAUCUUCAUUCACCCUCAAUACGAAGACACGGUGUUCGUCAAUGACAUCUCUCUGCUGAGGAUGGAGUCGCCGGUGCAGUUCACAGAUUACGUGCGGCCCGUGUGUUUGCCGCCGCCUGGGGCUCCUGUCCGUCACGGCCGCCUCUGCACGUUGGUGGGCUGGGGACAGCUCUUCGAAGUGGGCAAGAUAUUCCCUGACACACUCCAGGAGGUGCAGGUGCCGCUGAUCUCCACCGCUGAGUGCAGGAAGAGGACUGUGUUCAUCCCGCUGUAUCGCAUCACCAACUCCAUGUUCUGCGCCGGGUAUGACCGAGGGGGCCGCGACGCUUGCCUCGGCGACUCCGGCGGUCCGCUCAUGUGUCAGGAACCCGACGGCCGCUGGCAGCUGGCGGGCGUCACCAGCAACGGGUAUGGGUGUGCGAGGCCAAACAGACCAGGAGUGUACACCAAGGUGGCCAGCUAUUUGGGGUGGAUGAACCAGGUGAUGGAGCUGACCAAAAGUGAGCUGGUAGUGCCGGUGAGGCCCAAGUGCGCGGGCCACCGGUGUCCCCUGGGGCAGUGUCUCCCCCAGAGCAGCGUGUGCAAUGGCUUCGUGGAGUGUUCAGAUGGCUCAGACGAAAAGGAUUGCUACAAGGCGACCUAACGCGACGCUCUCCAUGCCUCUCCACCCUCUGGCCAGGCGAGGACGAGGACACACUCACUCACUGCUACCUGGCUUGCCGUCCACACCACCACCACCAUCACUCACCACCAUACUCAACGCAUCAUUACUGCCAGUGUCAUCAUCAUUGUCAUCUGCAUCACCAUCAUCACCAUUAUCAUCCAACAUCGGCCGUCCUUCACCCUCCUGUCUCCACGCGGCACGUCACACAGAUUAUCGCGUCCUCAUCAUCAACACUCAUGAAGGCGUGCUGUGGCUGAAACUGGUUAUUCCUGACUGGAGGAAAGUAUCUUUAGUAUGGAUGAAGGAAAAUGUGUCCAGUAUGGUUGAAGGAACGUGUAUCGUGCAUGGCUGAAAGAAAAGUAGUAGGGUUGAAAGUGCAUUAGGUAUAGCCUAUUAAAGUAUUUCCGAUGUAACUCGAGGAAACAUCACCAGUCACUGAAUCUUAAACAGUCUUAGGAGAAAAAAUAAUAACUUCAGAUACUUCUCGAUAUCAGGAGUUGGAUUGGCCACACGUACUUCAGAUGUAAAUAUAUGUAGCAUAGGUUCAUAUGGGCAUUAAGGCGAUGAGAUGCUCCGUGUGUGUUCUCCGGGCGUCAGGGAUAAGAAGGAAGGAGUAGGGAAGCGGAGACGGUUCAGUAAGAUAGUGCAAUAAAUAUAAAACACAUGUGCGUGUAUGUAUAUCUAGGAGGAAGGGAGGAUAAGGUAUUGUUGAUGCUAAAAGGGCGGUACUUUCUCUCUCUGCCUGUAGUAAAGACCGCCCUCACUCGUCACUCCGUCAUUGGUGUCUUCCCCUCAAUCCUGCCUUCAGUUCGCCGCGCUCCAAAUAAAACACUGUAUAUAUUGUACUGUAUAUUGUAUUGUGUAUGUUAUGUGAUUAUUUAUUCCAACUGCUUUAAUGUUGUAUGUCCUUAUUAUUAUUAUUAUUUUUUUUUAAUAGGAUUACAUUUCGUAUGUUUCCUCUAUUCUAUUUAGCUCAGUGGUCACGUCCUCGCCUGUCACUUGGUAGGCUGAGGUUCGCGCCCCGCUCAGGUGCAAAGGUUUUCACUGAUGAGAGAGCUGUUGCUGUCCUGUUACAAACAAACACACACACACACACAUACUACAUGGGCAUUAUCCAGUAUCCUCUUCUCCUUCUCCUCCUCCUCCUCCGAUCAAUAGGUAGUGAAUACAUCUCAUUCACCCAUGCAUCCAUUCAUCAUUUCUUCUAUCACCAUCACCAUCACCGCCACCACCACACAAGGCUGUACCAAAAAAAAAAAAAAAAGUGAUCGUAAAGUAAUUGGAAAUGUAGAGAUCUUACAAGAAUAUUCAAUAAUAUAAGAGUAUACAUUUUUUUUUACGGAUAAAAUAAUAUUACUUAAGAUCUUUUUAUUUCUUCUAAAUUAGCAAUAAUAAUAUCGUGUGUUUACCGCAGGAACUGGCACCUGAAUGGCAUUUUUUUUCAGCCAUUAGCCAGAGUCCCUCCUACAUAAAUAAAAAAAAAAAAAAAAAGUAGUUACUAAUCUGGCCAGCUACUAAACAAAUUUCCACACAGGUUUUAAUAAGACAUCCAUUAUCGCACUGCAGUCUGUUAAACUGUUAUGCAACUUGGAGAAAGACAAAAUCAAUUAUUCUCUCGCGAACAUUUGUGUGCAGUGAACAGUUAGUAAAGACAACCACAACAGUAAGAUCAGUCCAGGCAUGUGCAAUUGUUAUUGUUGUCUUUUCUCUGCAGCAUAGCGAGGUGGUGAUCCAUUGCAUACUGUAUUUAUUUCCUCUCAUCCCCAUUCAUUCCUAUUUCCCUGUAUUCCUUCAGAGGUGGUGCGAAUUUAGGGAGGUAGAGAGGGUCAGAAGGGACAAGACAGGGCAUGCACGGCUCUUUGUAUUGUGAUAUUAUUGUUGUUAUUUAUUACAGUGUGUACUACUCCAAAUAAAACACUCAGAAUACCA